This is a messenger RNA of Cryptococcus wingfieldii CBS 7118, 1686 nucleotides long. RefSeq lists its product as hypothetical. The record is from RefSeq and is a predicted model, not a curated record. Bases 1 to 1686 code for a protein of 561 amino acids. The transcript is spliced from 2 exons. Lineage: Eukaryota; Fungi; Basidiomycota; Tremellomycetes; Tremellales; Cryptococcaceae.
AUGGAGCACGUACUCGCCACCAAAGCACAGGUAGAUGCCCUCCUCGAGUCUGCCACCGCCUUCCUGACCAACACCGCGCCCGCCGCCACCUACCACGCCCCCAUCAUCGACUGGCACCAUCCCCACGCUUACCGCCAGCCAGACAUCACAGGUCUCAAAAAGUUCAUCAGCAGCGUGCAGAAGGAAAAAAGUCACCUUGAUGGUCUAGUUGCGAGCGGCCGUCCGCCGAAAGAUCUUGCCACGAAUGCAAUACACCUGCUUGCCGUUUGGGAAGAGGUCCAGAGAGCAGAGUGGCCCAUCGGCUGUAUAGCGCAGGUGCUGGAGUGCCCUGAUGGGAGCCAAGUCAAGGUCGAUGUGGUAGCAAAGGGUGGUCAGGAGUGGAUCAAAGUCAAUACCAUAAAAGAGUCUCGUCUCAUGGCCGAGCUACGCGAGCACGACUCCUACUGCAACUCUGACUACUCUGACAGUGACUCGGAAGGCGAGUCCAGGCCACUGAAUCGCCUCACAAACUCUGCCAUCGAGCAAGCUGCCUCUAUAGUCGAGUCCGCCAAAACCUAUCCCCGCCUUCCCCAUUCAUCACCCCCCAAAGUCAGAUAUGUUCUGAACCGCCUAGAAGAAGACCCGGAAGGAGGGUAUAGAGAUCCUAGGAUCAAAGAGACUUUUGAGACGAUCCGAAAUCUCGGCGCAGACCUUGUCCUUGCCUCGUCGGCUCGCUCUCCAUGUCCUACGCAAGUGCACCCGCCCCCGCCAAAGCCCACCUCCAAGAUACUCCUUGACCUCUCGGUCGUGGUAGCUCUGUGUUGCGACUCCACCCACCGCCCUCUUCCCACAUCAGAUGUCGAAUUGGAGAGCCGUUUUCGGCCUUUGGUCCUUGGUGAAGACGGGCAGCUGGCUUUGGCCGCUCAUGUACCUGUCACAAAGGAUCUCAGGGACCAGCUGCGAUGGGAGAGCCAACAUCCUCUCAUACAGGAGCUCAAAGAGAGGCUGGCGGUGUACGAAGGGACGCAUGAGUUCUGGGUAACGGAGGAAGUUAGGACACGGCUGCCCAACAUUGCGGAGAUCAUCGGGGGCGAAGACGAACGCCGGCGGGCUAGGGCGAUCUUUACCGGCGAUGGAGACUUUUGGGAAGGCAGUCGCUGGAAGGGAAACGAGGGCAUACUGGGAUCUCUAAGGCUCCACGUCUUGCCCGAAGAAGAAUACGCCGAGCUGGAUCCCCAGUUGUUCCAAAUGUCUCCUUUCAGAGGCGGCUUCGCGACAGUCUGCCAGAUGAUGCUCGCCAUAGUCGAACAACAAGCCUCCGCCUCCUCCCUCCCCCCUCCACCGCCUGCCCCAAAGACCAACAAAACCACCUCCUCCCGCCCGGGACGUCGAUCCCAACCUGGUAUCACCAUCGCGUCCCGGCUUCCCAGCAAUCAUACCCUGCGGAGUUUUCUGGCCGGGCUCAAGCACGGUAUGACAGUGUUGACAAACAACAGAGGCGCGGUAGGAAAGGUAGUGCGGGAGAUGGGAGUGAAUGAGGGCAUGGCGUAUGGGCAAGGAGACCAGAACGGCGAGGCGGUCGCGUGGGUAGUCAACCCUAGCAGCUUGUCGGAAUGGAGAAGGAAAGAAGUUGAAGCUGAGAAUGAGAAGAUCAGGGGAACGGGACAAGGGGUUCAGAGCGAUCUACCCAGUACAGUACCAUCAUAG